GCGGGGCCGCCGGGGCGGCCGGGGCGGCGGCGGAGGCAGGAGGCCGCGGGCCGCGCUGGCCGCGUCCGGCCGCCUGGUCCAUGGCCUGAGCGCCAUGGCCGCGGUGGUGCGCUCGCUGAGCCGCUGCCUGCUGCCGGCCGAGACCCGGGACCCCGAGCGGGAGGCGCGGCGGCGCAGCAGAGCCAUCGAUGCGGGGCUGGCCCGGGAGCGGCGCGCCGGCCGCCGGCUGGUCCGCAUCCUGCUGCUGGGCGCGGGCGAGAGCGGCAAGUCCACCUUCCUCAAGCAGAUGCGCAUCAUCCACGGCCGCGAGUUCGACCACAAGGCGCUGCUCGAGUUCCGCGACACUAUCUUCGACAACAUCCUCAAGGGCUGCAGGGUCCUCGUGGACGCGCGGGACAAGCUGGGGAUCCCCUGGCAGCACUCGGAGAACGAGAAGCACGGCAUGUUCCUCAUGGCCUUUGAGAACCCGGCAGGGCUGCCCGUGGAGCCGGCCACCUUCCAGCUGUAUGUGCCUGCACUCAGCGCCCUCUGGCAGGACUCAGGCAUCCGAGAGGCCUUCAACCGCCGGAGCGAGUUCCAGCUGGGCGAGUCGGUGAAGUACUUCCUGGACAACUUGGAUCGCAUCGGCCAGCUGAACUACUGCCCCAGCACGCAGGACAUCCUGCUGGCCCGCAAGGCCACCAAGGGCAUCGUGGAGCACGACUUCGUCAUCAAGAAGAUCCCCUUCAAGAUGGUGGACGUGGGUGGCCAGCGCUCACAGCGGCAGAAGUGGUUCCAGUGCUUCGAUGGCGUGACGUCCAUCCUGUUCCUGGUGUCAUCCAGCGAGUACGACCAGGUGCUCAUGGAGGACCGGCGCACCAACCGGCUGGCGGAGGCCAUGAGUGUCUUCGAGACCGUUGUCAACAACCGGCUGUUCGCCAAUGUGUCCGUCAUCCUGUUCCUCAACAAGACGGACCUGCUGGCUGAGAAGGUGCCCCGCGUCAGCAUCCGUGCCCACUUCCCCGACUUCCGCGGGGACCCGCGGCGGCUAGAGGACGUGCAGCGCUUCCUGGUGCACAGCUUUGAGCGCCAGCGCCGCAGCCGCAGCCGCCCACUCUUCCACCACUUCACCACAGCCAUCGACACGGACAACAUCCGCUUCGUGUUCCACGCCGUCAAAGACACCAUCCUGCAGGAGAACCUCAAGGACAUCAUGUUGCAGUGAGGCCCUGAACCCCGGACCAGGGACAGCACCCUCAGCAAGGCCCCCUGGGACCCAGGACACCAUCCUGCAGUGAGGCCCCUGGCCCUGGGAUCAGGGACCCCAGACCCGCAGGGACACCAUCUGCAGUGAGACCCCCCCCCGGGACCUGGGACCCCAGACCCACAGGGACACCAUCCUGCAUUGAGGCCCCGGGACCUGGGACCCCAGACCCACAGGGACACCAUCCUGCAUUGAGGCCCCGGGACCCGGGACCAAACUACUGAAGCCACCUCCACCUCCAAUUCCCAGCUGGUAGGCGGGCAGGCUGGCUGGGGACCAAGGAGGCCACCCGCCUUACUGCCCCCAGACCUGGGCCCUACAAGCCCCACCACGCUCACCCAUCUGGGGGCCCUCCCAGCAGAAGUGCCUUCUUCACCCUGUUGCCCCUUCCUGUCACACACCCGAUGCACCCUGGGGACUCCAGGUGACGUGGCCGUGGCGCGCACACAUGGGGGACCUCGUCCUCACCCUGGCCUGGGAUCCCUGCCCCGUCCCCUGGGUAUGACCCUGGGGCCCUGGGUACGAUCCUGCAGGUAGGGCCUAAACCCCACAGCUGGUAGGGGGUGACCGGUUCAGAGAGGAAAGAGCCCUAUCUGUCCUGUCAGCUCUGGGGGGGCUCUGAGCCCCCCUAGGGGGCCCCCGUGCUCAGCACUAGAGAGUCCGCUCGUCCCAUCACAGAGUGGGGAGCAUGACUGAGCUCUCAGGGCACCAGGCCCAGCCUGAUGAUACCCCCCAUCCCCCAUGGCCGCACGCAGGCCCAGAGGGGAUAUGCCCAGGACCACCUGCGCCGUGCCCCCCCCAACACACACACACACACACACACACACACGCUCCGGCCUUGCCUCCUGACGCUGCUGUCACAUCCCCUCCUCUCACCGUCAGCAGCCCCACCAGCUGUGCCUCUUUUAUUGCAAAAAAUAACAGUACAACUUCCGUGUGGAGACCUUCCACAUCAUGCCAUCCACGCCCAGGACGUGGGUCCCGAGAGCCUUUCUAACUGUCUGUAGAGACACCGUCCCCCACCCCCAAGUCUAAAGCUUUGUAAUUUAUAGAAAUCUCUAGAGUUCUUAUUCUUGUAAUUUUUUUUUUUUUUUUUUUACUUAUUUGAUGAAUGAGUCAGGCUCUUUUAACUCCAAGAUCAAAAUAUAGUCUUGAAACAGG
This is a messenger RNA of Erinaceus europaeus (western European hedgehog), 2404 nucleotides long. RefSeq names its product G protein subunit alpha 12 (gene GNA12). The record is from RefSeq and is a predicted model, not a curated record. NCBI's taxonomy places the organism in Eukaryota, Metazoa, Chordata, Mammalia, Eulipotyphla, Erinaceidae. Gene Ontology annotation, cellular component: brush border membrane; heterotrimeric G-protein complex. Bases 95 to 1204 code for a protein of 369 amino acids. Gene Ontology annotation, molecular function: G-protein beta/gamma-subunit complex binding; guanyl nucleotide binding; GTPase activity. Gene Ontology annotation, biological process: adenylate cyclase-modulating G protein-coupled receptor signaling pathway; Rho protein signal transduction. The transcript is spliced from 4 exons.